Molecule: messenger RNA, 699 nt
Organism: Cercopithifilaria johnstoni
Lineage: Eukaryota; Metazoa; Nematoda; Chromadorea; Rhabditida; Onchocercidae
Source: the annotation of a GenBank genome assembly
AUGCAAUCUUUUAUUGACAAAAGUAAGCCAAUCUUGCAAAAAGCAGUUGCUCUCGAUCGAGACAAUAAAAAAGAUGAAGCUGUGGAGAAUUAUGCGGAGGGUAUCACUUUGUUACUCGGGGCUAUGUCAUGUGAUGACUCCGUAGGAAGUGCCAAAGAAGCUCUGCGGGAAAAAAUUUCAAAGUAUUUGACUAGAGCAGAGGUAUUAAAAGGGCAAAUGAAGCCAGAAAUAGUCUCAGUGCAGCAGAUACAUAUCAUGCAUAAUGAUACUGGUUUUGGAUAUGAAAGAAUUUUUAAACGAUGCGCCGACAAUAAUCUAUCAGAAAUUAAUGUUCGAGAUGCUUACAUUAUGCUUCCUUAUCAAGUUUUGAACUUCGUACGAUUUUGCGAAUUAUUCGUUCUUCAUGCACCAAACUUAAAAACGAUACGCCUGUGGACGCAUUAUGAUGCCAGAGCAGAAGGUUUACUGCAGCAGUUGAAAGGUAGUUUAGCAUGCCGUAACAUUGAACUGGAUAUUUGUUACGACGAGAAUUUUCAUGACCGAGAGAUCAGGUUCAGCAAUGGUUGGAUGGUAAAAAUUGGACGCGGAUUAAAUUAUUUCCAAAGUGUAGGGCAUUGUGAAAUUGGUUCAUGUGAUUUGAACCUAAGGAAAUGUCACGAGACAGUCAUCGAUAUUUUCAAAUUCAAACAACCUUAUUAG